AUGUCUCAAACCCAAGUUCAAGUUGAAAAGCCAACUGCUAUCUUACAAACCGCCAUCAAGAAACUCCCAGUGGUUCUCUCCGGUAAGGGCGUCCACGUCACCGUGAGAGAUCCAGAGACCGGUGAGGUCAGGGAGAUGUUGGACGGUAACUCUGGUGCUGCUGUCUCCUCUGUAGGUCAUGGUGACCCGGAGAUUCAAACUCUGAUGAAGGAUGCCGUUGAUAAGCUUGUCUACAACUUCCCAUUGCUCACAUGUAACGAGCCAUCAGAACAACUCGCUCAAUUCCUUAUUGACGAGUCUAAUGGUGCCUUUGAGGCCGCCACCUUUACCGGUUCUGGCUCUGAAUCUAACGAGAACGCGCUCAAGAUUGUAAGAAAGUUCCACAUCGAGAAUGGCGAUUUGAAGAGAAUCAAAUUCAUCUCUAGAAAGCAAUCCUACCACGGUUUCACCAUCGGUGCUUUGUCCAUCUCUGACAACGUUAGAAAGUUGGAGUUCUCUGAUAUCUUGAUGCCAGAAAACAUCACCCCAAAGACCACACAAUGCUACCCAUACCGUAACAUGAAGGAAGGUGAGACACUUGAACAGUACAAGGACCGUUUGUUGCAAGACUUGGAGGACAUCUUCAUCAAGGAAGGCCCAGACACCAUUGCUGCGUUCAUUGCUGAGACCGUUACCGGAUCUACCUUUGGUUGUUCAUUGCCAAUUCCAGGCUAUCUCGACGGUUGUCGUGACAUUUGUCACAAGUAUGGUGCUGUCUUCUAUUUGGAUGAGGUUAUGUGUGGUAUGGGCCGUAUGGGUUCUCUCCACGCCUGGCAACAAUUCAUGACCGGUCCAGGUCCAGAUAUCCAAACAAAUGGUAAGACUCUUGGUGCUGGUUAUGUUACUAUCGCAUCUAUCCUCGUUGGUCCACGUAUCAUGAAGGUUUUCCAUGAAAAGAAGUCAGCCAUUGCCGGCGCACAGACGUACCACUCCCAUGGUUUCAAUUGUCAAGUUGCCCUAGACAUCCAAAAGAAAGUUAAAAGGGAAAACAUGAUUGCAAACAUCAAGGAACAAGGUGCUCAUUUUGGUGAACAACUUAAGCUCAAGCUCAAGGACUCCAAGACUGUUGGUGAUGUGAGAGGUGCUGGUGGUUUCUGGGCAAUCGAAUUUGUCAAGGACAAGACGACCAAGGAGCCAUUCCCAACAAGCGUUGCAUACGGUGCCAAGUUCUCAAAGACCUUGUACAAGAACGGUCUCUUCACCCUUCCAGGUAGCGGUACCAUUGAUGGUAUCAACGGUGACCAUGCCUUGUUCUCCCCAGCUUACUCGAUCACCAGAGAGGAGACUGACAAGAUGAUUGACAUCAUCGUUAAGACAGUGGCUGAAUUGGAGGCUGAAUUGUAA
Molecule: messenger RNA, 1383 nt
Organism: Williopsis jadinii
Lineage: Eukaryota; Fungi; Ascomycota; Saccharomycetes; Phaffomycetales; Wickerhamomycetaceae
Product: PLP-dependent transferase
Exons: 1
Coding region: 1-1383 (460 amino acids)
Cellular component (GO): cytosol
Molecular function (GO): pyridoxal phosphate binding; transaminase activity
Source: RefSeq, a predicted model, not a curated record